This is a messenger RNA of Lottia gigantea (owl limpet), 3042 nucleotides long. RefSeq lists its product as hypothetical. The record is from RefSeq and is a predicted model, not a curated record. Bases 1 to 3042 code for a protein of 1013 amino acids. The transcript has 3 exons. NCBI's taxonomy places the organism in Eukaryota, Metazoa, Mollusca, Gastropoda, Lottiidae.
AUGCCAUCGGAUCAUAUAGUUAAAUUGGACAUGAGUGAAACUGACGAAAAAAGCCGAAAUUUCCAAAAACAAGAUUAUAGUAUGACCUCAGUGGCCCAAGAAACAAGAGAUAUAUUGUCAGAUUUUCUAGACGGUGAAAUAACUCAUAGUACUAGAGAUACUGCUUCAAAUUCUAAUCCAACUGAAAAUGAUGGAAUUGGUGGAAAUAACGAUUCCUUUCACCACAUUCUUCCAUCUGAUCUACAGUUCCUUAGAAUGGACAGUUUUCCUCCCGUUUCCAGCAUACAGCCCAUUUCAUCCAGUCAAUAUUCCCAACAGAUGAACACCCCAGAGCAUAACGUCACUUCUAAAUUUCCAUCUUCAUAUGCAGAGAUGCGUGAUACACAAAGCAUAUCGUAUACUGUCAAUUCACCGAUGGAGGUUAACAGUUCACAAUAUCAGCAGACGUCAAAUUAUCCAAUUGCAUCACCAUCAUCUCACAUGUCUUCUCCCAGUCCUGCUCAAACUAUCGUACCCAGUCCGACUCCAUCACCAAUGCAGUACAUGAUGUCAACUGAUGCUCGAUCACCAAGUUUUGAAUCCAUGCAGAAUUCUCAGCAGCUUCAUGCCAACUCUCCUCAGAUGAUUAGCAGUAAUCCACAAUCACCGAACUUCGACUCCUUACAAAAUUCUCAACUUCAUACUGGCUCGUCUCAGAUGAUGAAUAACGACCAACAUUCGUCAAAUUUUGAAUCCAUGCAGAGAUCACAGCAGUUUCACAACAAUUCUCAACAAAUGAUGACAAAUGAGGUGCCAUCUCCUGGAUUUGAAACGAUGCAGAAUUCAAAGUUGCAUACAAAUUCAACACAAAUGAUGAACAACAAUGCCAGAUCUCCUGGGUUUGAAUCGAUUCAAAAUUCACAGCUCCAUGUCAACUCUCCACAAAUGAUAAAUGAAGUGUCAUCCUCAGUUGAAAAUCCAGAUAAAUCUGUUCAGUUUGAAGAAGUUUCUUCUCAGCUCUCCAGUUCAUCUUUAAACAUGCCGGUCACCCAUUCUAGUCCUUCGCCUGCUUUAAUCAAUGAACCACCGUGCGGUUCAGUCAAUUCGGGCUUGUUACAUAGCUUCAUACAGCCUACUAGUGGUCCAGAGAAGAUCUCCUUUCAACCUACCAAUACAGUAUUUACAGACAGUCACAGACAGUUUGGUCAGCAUCAAACAGCACAAGUUGGUCCAAGGACAGCUCAGUUUCAAAAUCUGCCCUCUGGAUUACUCACAAGUGUACAGAACGCUGCCCUUCCACCUGGGGCCAUCCUGGUUUUGACACCAGGCCAGUUUCAAAACACAACUCAAAGUAUUAAUCCACAGUUAAAUUCUGGUGCGUUUCAGUCUCCAGCUCCUCAGAGCAAAGUGAAUCAGUUGAACAAUUCCCAGCAGUUUCAAACUCCGUCUCUCAAUUCACCAAAUCAGUUCAAUCAACAGACAUAUCAAGCUUCAAUUAAUGGGAUCAAUCCAAAUCAAUUUACAUUGCCGCAAGUCCAACAAGUCCAAUCUCAAAGCCAAAUGAUGACGACACCAGUAGUUAGCAGUGCUGGUAUAGUCACAAGUCCUGUACACCUGAACCAAUUUACUGCCUUUAGUCCUGCCCAGUUCCAGAACCAGAUCAAUGCACAAGGAGGAGCAGUAGUUGGUGCUCCUGUUACAAAACUUGACAAGCUCCCUCCAUUAGUGAUUCAGCCAAAUUCUCUUCAGUUAAAUAACAAUGCAUCUAGUCAGUCUAAAGUCGGUGAAAACGAUUUACGAAUUAUCGGUGAUAAAUUAGACAAUAAUGCAUAUGCACAGCUGAAGGAGUUGCUGCAACAGUUAUAUCCUGGUAAGCUCAAUUCAAAACCGGAAAACAACACUGUGGUCGGCCAGUCUCAGCCUACAGAGAAACUAGCCCCAGAGAAAGUUGUUCAGAAUGUUGGCCUCUUUGCAGUUAAACCGAAUGCAGCAGUGAACAGUGAUAUCCCGGUUCCAAUUCAAAUUGAUAUCCCCAAUCAUGUGACUGUUAUCCCAACACCAGUGGUUCAACAGGCAGCUGCGAGUAACGAUAAGAUCACGUUUGCUAAAUUACUUGAAACAUACCUUAAGGAACAAGUUAUCAAGCAAGUCAAAGAAGAAGAAUUGAAAAGGAAAAAUUCUACUGGAACAGAACCCAAUCAAAGCAUUGGAUUUGACAUAAGCCAACGCAAGCCUAAUUUAGAAACACCUGCAUCCCCUGUUGUGGAAACGUCCCCUGUUCAAGUUGGACAGAAACGGCAACUCUCCCCUACUAGACUUAUAUUUCAAAGAGACUCAACGUUGGGUGGUGAUACUAAAUGCUUGUCUAUUGAUGUGACCAACCCUGAAAUGAGUUCACAUACGUUUAGAAAUAUUUUAGGGAAUUCGCUCCAUGCUUCCAGUAGUGAGCCAACGCUUCAAUUGAGCCAUAUGCAGAAUUAUAGAAAUGUGGAGCAAUUUUCUGAAGAUAUGACCCAAUUUCUAGAAUCAAAUGAUCGCAUUGAAAUUAAGCAACGUCCAAAAUUACUGAUUUCUGCGCCAUCUAACGAUGAUAAUGAUAAAAACACUAGUUCAAUGCUGCGUAAAAUAUUGACAACAGAUGUUGAUAACGGCAACAGUAGCCCGAGUCCCAGUCCAGUAUCCAGUCCUGAUAUCCAAUUAGAAUCUCCUUCUUCAUUAUCGUCACCCAAUAGCUUGCUUUUUGAUGGGAACACGAAUUUAACGCUUCUUCAAAAAUCAGAAGAACUGAAUUUAAAUUCGGAUAACUUAGAUGAUCAACCAACUUCUGAAUUGUGGAACACAACAGUGUUUUCAGAUGAUGACAAUAUGGUGCCACCAAAAUCUCACAAAUCGAAGCGAAAUCAUGAUACUCAUUCUACCACGUUUGAUAAAACAAUCGCCGUUGAUUCCUGGUUCGAUGCAGGAGGUGCAACUAAUCCCAGUGCUUUUAGUUUUGCUCAAUUUGGAAAUGUGGAAAAGUUUGGAGAAACACAGCCUCAGACGGUUGAAACACCAACAAGGUAA